Messenger RNA from Aspergillus melleus, 2001 nucleotides. RefSeq names its product ribosome biogenesis GTPase LSG1. Gene Ontology annotation, biological process: ribosomal subunit export from nucleus. The record is from RefSeq and is a predicted model, not a curated record. Gene Ontology annotation, molecular function: GTPase activity; GTP binding. Gene Ontology annotation, cellular component: cytosol. Bases 1 to 2001 code for a protein of 666 amino acids. The transcript has a single exon. Lineage: Eukaryota; Fungi; Ascomycota; Eurotiomycetes; Eurotiales; Aspergillaceae.
AUGGUUCUCGCCAAAUCCAAAAACUCCGUGGGGCUGGGUAACAGCCUCAUGAAGGAUCGAUUUGGCAAAGGAAAGCAGUCCAACAUGAAGAAGGCCUCGUACAACCAGUCAAUCGCCCGUAAGGAUCAGAAUGGAGAAACCUACGUCACCAAUGCGCCCCAGGAAGCCGCCUGGGUGAAAAUGCGCAGUAUCACGGAACAGGGCGCACUCGACGAGUUCUUGAGUACGGCCGAGCUGGCCGGCACCGAUUUCACCGCGGAGAAGAUGAGCAACGUCAAGAUCAUUCACGGCGACCAGAAGAACCCCUACCUGCUGUCCGCGUCGGAAGAGCGAAGCGCCGUUAAGAAGCACAAGGAGAACAAGAAUCGACUGACGGUUCCGAGACGGCCCAAGUGGGAUAAGACGACGACGCGGGAGCAGCUCGAGAGCAUGGAGAGAGAAAGUUUGUUGAACUGGCGCCGAGGAUUGGCCGAAUUGCAGGACAACCAGGAUCUUUUGAUGACCCCGUUCGAGCGUAACCUGGAAGUUUGGCGUCAACUGUGGCGAGUUAUCGAACGUUCGGACCUCAUAGUGCAGAUUGUCGAUGCGCGAAACCCGUUGCUCUUCCGCUCUGAGGAUCUGGAGAACUAUGUCAAGGAGAUUGACCCCAAGAAGAGGAAUUUGCUGUUGGUCAACAAGGCCGAUAUGCUGACGGAGAAGCAACGAGAGGCCUGGGCGGACUACUUCGACAAGCACGACAUCAGCUUCCGGUUCUUCUCGGCCCACUUGGCCAAGGAGCUCAACGAGGCUCGAGAGGCUCGGCUUUUGCAGGGAGAUGUCUCGGACAGCGAGGGCGAGGCAGAAGAUCUGGCGGAGGCCGCCAAAUCUAUGAAGAUUCAGGAGGAGCAGGCCGAGGCAACGCCGGAGCAUGAUGGAGGACUAGAGCUUCCCGGUUCCAGCAAUGUGCGGAGAACAGAAAUCUUGAACGUGGACGAGCUGGAGGAGCUCUUCCUGUCCAACACGCCUGACACCCUCCCCGACAGUGACAACCCGGACGCGCAGCCCAAGCAAAAGACCACCAUCGGUCUGGUGGGUUACCCCAACGUUGGUAAAUCCAGUACCAUCAACGCCCUCCUGGGAGCCAAGAAGGUGUCGGUUUCCGCCACCCCCGGUAAGACCAAGCACUUCCAGACUCUGUACCUCUCUCCGGAGAUCAUGCUCUGCGAUUGCCCUGGUCUGGUGUUCCCCAACUUCGCCACGACCAAGGCGGAGCUGGUGGUCAACGGCGUGCUUCCCAUCGAUCAACAACGUGAAUUCACUGGACCCUCAGGGCUCGUCGCCCAUCGCAUCCCGAAGGAGUUCGUUGAAAACGUCUACGGUAUCAAGAUCCACACCCGGCCUCUCGAGGAAGGCGGCACCGGCGUCCCCACCGCGAACGAGCUGCUUCGUGCCUACGCGCGAGCCCGUGGUUUCGCCACGACAGGUCAAGGCCAGCCCGACGAAUCGCGAGCCGCUCGAUACGUGCUGAAAGACUACGUCAACGGCAAACUGCUGUUCUGUCACCCGCCGCCCACUCCCGAAGGCCAACCCCCCAUCGACUCGCACAAGUUCAACGAGGAUCUCUACGAUACGGCUCACCUGCCCGCCCGACGACAGGCGAUGCUCGCCAAAACCGGCCACGUCGAGCCUACCAUUGACGAUGAUGAGGAAAUUCUGGACGAGUCGUCGGCCGCGCCCGUGCCCGAGAAAGGCUUCCGCUCGCGCGACCUCGACACGGGCUUCUUUGGACCCGGCUCCAAGACGUCCGGCGGUCGUCUGACCCUCCCAUUCAACCACCAGUACACCGACCAGGGCCAGGAGAUGCGCAAGCACCUCACAGGCCGCAAGGAGCGAUUGAUGGUGGCCCUGGAGCGCGGUGUGGACGUGUCGGAGGUGCGAUCAGGCAACUCGAAGAAGCACUUCAAGGGCAACAAGAAACAAGCCAAGAAAAAGCGCAACAACCCCGCCGACGAUGAUUAUUAA